GACGUACAGCUGUGUAUAAUGUUGUGAAACGCAGACAACAGAAAAUUUACUCGCGCUGCAAUUUGUAUUGUAAACACUGAAUUUACCCACGGCUUGAAACGGUUAUAAAACAACGACCUAGCCGAGCAAGUUUGGCGCCUUUUUCGUUGCGGCUGCUGCUUUGGUUUUGUUUACCCUACAAACUAUUUUUUGGGCCUUAGGUCCUGAAAUUUUAUAUUGAUUAUGAAAACUCGAUCGAAAGCAAAAACUACGUCAACGUCGACAAUGGCUAGCAGCAAUAGCUCAACAUCAUCGCAAUCCACUGAUGAAGAAAAUCUACGACGAUUAAGAUCAUGUCGAAUGAUGAACCUCAAAUCAUCACCUGCAACUGAUUCUAAUCGCAGAAGAAAUUCAUCACGUCUUCGAUCAUCAAAUCAGCAAUCCACUGAUUCACAUUUGAUUGAAAAUGAAUCUAUAACAACAAAUCUCCACUUAACAACACGAACAAGAUCUUUGACCAAUUCACCUCGAAGAUCGUCAACAUCACCAAGAUCAUCGCCAGUGAAGCCAAAAACAAAAACAUCACCAACCAAACCUAAACUCCCAUCCGAUGUUUGUAAUUUUUGUUUCACCAACAAUAAAGAUGACCACAUGUUGGGUGAACUUGGACAUUUUGAUGAUAUUACAGCCCAUUUGUUUUGUUUAUAUUUUUCACCAGGUCUUAGUCAAAAUGGCCAAUAUAAUGAAGGUCUUUGGGGUUUUCUACCCGACGAUAUUCGUAAAGAGCUUAGACGGGGUGUACUACUCAAGUGUUCAUAUUGUGGCAAAAAAGGAGCAGUAGUUGGAUGUUCGGUAAAAGAAUGCAUAAUAACAUUUCAUUUACCAUGUGGAAUACAGAAUGGAGCUUUUUGUCAUUAUCAUCAGGAACAGCAGCUAUAUCCCUCAUAUUGUCGAAAACAUUGGCCCAAGUUACAAGUACCGGCUUUCAAACGUCGAGUAUUAUGUACUGUGUGUCAGGAAUAUGUUAAAAAUUGUGAUAAUCGCGAUAAUAAUUUGCUUUUCGUUGAAUGUUGCCAUUCAUAUUAUCAUCGGGAGUGUUUGUCAAAAGUAGCUUAUCAUCAAGGGGAAUUCAAUCUCAAAUGUCCAAAUUGUAAUGAUCUAAGCAUAUUUGUACCAACAUUGAAACGUGGUGGAAUAUUCGUACCAAAAAGAGAAUCCACAUGGGAAUUAUCGGGCGAAAUGUCCUAUGAUGAUGUACGAUUUCGAUGCGAUGCUGAAGAAUGUAAAUGUGAACGUGGCCGAGAUUUCAAUGGCGAUGAUGAAUGGGAACUAUUCUCCUGUGAUCGUUGUGGUGCAAAUGCCAUACAUGUUUCUUGUGCCGGAUUCGGUGCAGGUGAAAAUCACGAAUGGUUUUGUGAAGUAUGUCGUAAUAUCUAAAGGGAUCAUCUUAACUAAAGAUCAUCAAAAAAAAAACAAAAUUUCUCAUUAUUUAAACUAUGAAUUUUUUCCAUCUGUGUUAAUUUUUCUUCACAGGAAAUUGAAAGCCAUAAAUUAGUGUUUCUUUUUUUCCGUUUGUACACCAAAAAUAAAAAUGGCCUGUCAUCGUCUUGUUUGUUUGAAGUUCGUUAAACAACAAUAUACAUUUCUCUUAAUGUACUUGUCUAAUUUCUAUGUUUGUUUAUU
This is a messenger RNA of Dermatophagoides pteronyssinus (European house dust mite), 1662 nucleotides long. Its product is annotated as E3 ubiquitin-protein ligase PHF7-like. Lineage: Eukaryota; Metazoa; Arthropoda; Arachnida; Sarcoptiformes; Pyroglyphidae. Gene Ontology annotation, cellular component: nucleus. The record is from RefSeq and is a predicted model, not a curated record.